Molecule: messenger RNA, 4943 nt
Organism: Alligator mississippiensis (American alligator)
Lineage: Eukaryota; Metazoa; Chordata; Crocodylia; Alligatoridae
Gene: PRSS12
Product: serine protease 12
Exons: 13
Coding region: 17-2380 (787 amino acids)
Biological process (GO): proteolysis
Cellular component (GO): membrane
Molecular function (GO): serine-type endopeptidase activity
Source: RefSeq, a predicted model, not a curated record
CGGCGGCGCGGGCAGCAUGGCACUCAGCCGCCCGGCGCUGGGGCUGGCGCUGGCGCUGCUGCUGGGCGCCGUCCCCGCGGGGCGCGGCUCCUCUGGCUCCGGCCCCGGCUCCUGCCCGCCGGGCCGCGGGGACAACGCCACGCAGUGCCGCCCGGCCGGGCCCGCCGUCCCGGAGCGCCGCCCGCGCAGCCCCUGCCGCAGCCCCGACGGCGCGGGCCGGCCCUGGUGCGCGGGCUCCUGCGGCUGCAGCGCAGGGUCAGUACGACUUCGAGGUGGCAAAGAUGGGUUUGAAGGCACUGUGCAGGUUUAUUUGAACGGAAUUUGGGGAAUCAUCUGCAGCAACGAUUGGGAUGAUAAUGAUGCAUCAGUCAUAUGUCGGCAGCUUGAACUUGGCGAAAGAGGCACAGCAAAACACAUGCCAUUUGCUGAACUGGGCCUUAUUCCUGUGUACUGGAGUGAUGUACGUUGCCAUGGUGAUGAAGAAAAUAUACUGUUAUGUGAAAAAGACAUCUGGCAUGGUAGAACAUGUGCUCAAAGAAUGGCAGCUGCUGUCAGGUGCAGCUUUUCCCAAGCCUCUGUCUUUAUUCCAAUACGCCUGGCUGAUGGGAGCAAUGCUUAUGAAGGAAGAGUAGAAGUCUAUCAUGCUGGCCAGUGGGGGACUAUCUGCGAUGACCAGUGGGAUGAUGCAGAUGCGGAAGUGGUUUGUAGGCAGCUUGGCCUUGGGGGAAUUGCCAAGGCACGGAGCCAAGCUUAUUUUGGAGAAGGUUCAGGCCCUGUGCUGCUGGAUGAAGUGCGUUGUACAGGGAAUGAACUGUCAAUAGAACAGUGCCCAAAGAGCUCCUGGCAAGAACACAACUGUGGCCACAAAGAAGACGCUGGUGUUUCCUGCACACCUCUUACAGAUGGGGCAGUAAGACUAACAGGUGGAAAAGGCAGUCAUGAGGGACGCUUGGAAGUGCAUUACGGCGGCCAAUGGGGAACAGUCUGUGAUGAUGGGUGGACUGAGCUAAAUACCCAAGUGGUUUGUCGGCAGAUGGGAUUUAAGUAUGGAAAACAUGCACUGGAAAGGUAUUUUGAAGAGAGCAGUGGGCCUAUCUGGCUGGAUGAUGUCAGUUGCUCAGGAAAAGAGUCAAAUAUUCUUCAGUGCUCAAAGAGGGAGUGGGGGAAACAUGACUGCAGUCAUCAAGAAGAUGUGAGAAUAAUUUGCCACCCAGAUAAUGAUGGCCACAGACUCUUACUGGGUCCUCCGAUCAGGCUGAUGGAUGGCGAGAAUAAGAAAGAGGGACGUGUAGAGAUUUUUAUCAAUGGCCAGUGGGGGACAAUUUGUGAUGAUGGAUGGUCUGAUAAGGAUGCAGCUGUGGUCUGUCGACAGCUUGGCUACAAAGGCCCAGCUAGAGCAAGGACAAUGGCAUAUUUUGGGGAGGGAAAAGGCCCAAUCCAUGUGGAUAAUGUCAAAUGUACAGGAAAUGAGAGAUCCCUGGCUGACUGCAUUAAACAGGAUAUUGGAACACACAACUGCCGUCACAGUGAGGAUGCUGGGGUGAUCUGUGACUACCUGGGCAAGAAGUCGUCUGGGAACAGUAAUAAAGAUUCCCUUGCUUCUGUCUGUGGGCUAAGAUUACUACAUCGCCGACAGAAACGGAUUAUUGGUGGGAAAAAUUCUUUAAGGGGAGGCUGGCCCUGGCAGGUUGCCCUCCGCUUGAAAUCAUCUCAUGGAGAUGGAAGACUUUUGUGUGGUGCCACUCUCAUCAGCAGCUGCUGGGUACUCACUGCUGCACACUGUUUUAAGAGGUAUGGCAACAAUAUUCGGAACUACAUUGUGAGAGUUGGGGAUUAUCACACACUAGUACCUGAAGAGUUCGAAGAAGAAAUCGGAGUCCAGCAGAUUGUGAUACAUAAAGAGUACAGGCCGGAAAGCAGUGAUUAUGACAUUGCUUUAGUGAGGCUGCAGGGACCAGAAGAACAAUGUGCCCGAUUCAGCACCCAUGUCUUACCUGCCUGUUUGCCACUAAGACGAGAGAGACCACAGAAAACUGCCCCCAAUUGUUACAUCACAGGCUGGGGCGAUACAGGAAAAGCCUAUUCAAGAACUUUACAACAAGCUGCCAUCCCCCUGCUUCCUAAGAGGGUGUGUGAAGAGCGUUACAAGAGAAGGUUCACAGGGAGGAUGCUCUGUGCUGGAAAUCUCCAGGAACAGAAACAUGUGGACAGCUGCCAGGGAGACAGUGGUGGACCUCUGAUGUGUGAACGGCCAGGGGAAAGCUGGGUUGUGUAUGGGGUGACUUCCUGGGGUUAUGGCUGCGGAGUCAAAGACUCUCCAGGUGUCUACACAAAAGUGUCAUCCUUUGUACCCUGGAUAAAAAGUGUGACCAAACUAUGAGCCUCCUUAUUCAGAAACAGCAAGCACAUUAACUGAAGUUUUGAGUCAGACAGGGCAGCUUGAACAACAUGGCCAGUGCACAGCUGGGGCCCACAGUAGGUGGGAAUGGACACAUUUUUCUGCACUGCGUGUUCUUUUUGUUGAAUCAAGGAUUUAUAUUUUCACUACUUUCCCAGUCAGGGAUUAAUGUGCAAACACAAUUCCUUCAUGUUGAGUUCAGGUACAUAUUGCAUUUUUCCAUGUAAUAUAUAUACAUGGAAUAUAUAUAUACAUGCAGUAACACUAUAUAGAAAACUAUGAGCUCAGUGGUACAUCCUAGAACCUGAAGCCUAGAGUUUAAAUUGCCUCUGUGGCAUCUUUGUGACACCAGCCUUGUGUGUGUAUAUUCCUCCAUGUAAUAUAUAUACUGUCUUGUGUGUGACAUUCCUCCAGCUUUGUGUACACACACACACACACACACACACACACACACACACACACACACACACACACGCCUGGAGGAAUGAACUUCAUAUUACUCCAAUAUUAGGACAGUUGGAGAGUUCAAUACACCAUUUCUCAUUUCCCGGAGAAGAUGUUCCUGGCAGUUAUUCAUGCUUUAGGAUUCUCCAGAAUUAUAUGUAACCCACCAAGUUCCUAAUUAAUUCGUUUUUAAUUGUUGCCUAUUUAUUACUGCUGUGAGUUUCAAAUCCUAGUUUCUCGAUUCUAUGUCAUGUUUCUUUCAUAAGUCAAGUCAUUUACAGUUCAUGUCUGUCAUUGGCUCAUCUUUGAUAACACAGAAGAUCUAAAAUUACCUCAAGUAAUUAUAUCCCCACUUUUUUUAUGAACAAGUUCACAUGAUUUAGCCCCUACCAAAAGAACAAACAACAACUUCAAAGUCGUCAGUACUGUCUAACCUUCCUGAAGAGAAAGUAACUCGUACACUUACAUCGGCCACAUCAGAUAAAAAAAAAAAAGUGACACAUUGAAAUUUAAGUAAUAAGCAGAAUAUUAUCAUUUCAAAGACAUAUCAAAAAGGGCACACAGACCCAGUGGUUUUGGUGGCGAUUAUACUGUCCCAUCUUGAUAGCCAUCACUAACUCUGGAGGCACAAAGAACUAGUUUAAAGGCUAAGCCCCCAAAUCGUCUCUCUCUAGCAAAAUAUUAACACAGUAUCGCCCAAUAACAGAGUUUAUAGGCCUGUCAUAGGUCAUUGUUUUUCUCAAACAACUCCAGGGUAUAGUAUCUCUAUCAACACUACAGGGUAAGAUUACAAUUAGUAUAUAGACUGCUGUCAUCAGAGCUAGAAUGUGUCUCAGAUGCCGAGCCUACGUGGAAAGGUCAAUGAGUUCUUAAGUCAAAAUAUGAUUUUGUAAAAACAUCAGGACAGAUGCCCUAACAGUGCUCCCUAGUGCUAGUUUGGAGCAUUGAUUCAAUAAAGCCUGGUAGGAAGAACAGAAGAUACCCAAUACCAAAACUUGCAAUAUAUUUCAUCACAGGUCUCUCAUCCAAUUAGUCUUGUCUUCAGCUUCGUCAUUUUCAAGUUUAUAAGCACGGGAAAAUUAUGUUGCAAAAACAAAGCCCAAAGUCAUGUAGAUUCUAAACAUAUCUUUUCAAAAUCCAUGGCUAAAAAUAAUUGAAAAAGCCCAUUUGAUAGAACAAUAAAAAAGGAUUCAUUUAUACUUGUGUUUUCUUUGCUAAUUCUCUUACAAAUAUUCACAAGAGUAUAGUAACUCUGAUGCUUUAACUCUACAUUGAAUGAGUAUGAGGAAAGCCACAGUUUCUGAUGUGACAAAAAUUAGAAGUAUCAAUCAUACACCACCAUUUACUUGCCCAUAGGAAAUGACCAACUCAAUUAACUUCACUGUCACACAGCACAUAUGAAAUAUAUGACCAUAAUAAUAAAACCCACCAAUAACUGUCAUGCUUUUUGUAGUGGUCUCAGAAUUGUCAAACUGGAAAACAGAAAACGUACAUUCUCUUUUUGGGAUGUAGGGCCUUUUCGGCAGUUGUAUACAAAUAUUCUGUUUGUGACUAACACUUUUUAGAUGUGACAAAUGUUCGGUGGGCCAAGGAAUGCUUGAGCAUGAGAGGUGUGGCAGUUCUGUUAGCAAAUUGUCUCUGCGAUUGUACAAAAUUGUUAGUCUAGCUACUAUUUCCUUGUGAUUUCCAUCCCCAGAAAUUCCAGCUGUGGCUCUGCUGUUGGCUUCUGUGUACAAAAUGGGAAGCUUGUGCUCAUGUUAUGAUAAAUACCUAGUUGUAUUUAUGUACCUCUAAAAUUAUCCAGUACACACCUCAGUUAGCAUAUACUGUAAGUGUUUUGUGGCAAUAUUAGCAACUCCUUCAUGUGAUUUAAUUAUUACAACUUGGCCUCAGUUCAUCUCAAACUAAUAUUUUCAGGGCCAUAAUCAGUUUAAACAUUGUGUUGGAAUUGGUGCUAAACCAUUAUGUAUUGGGUGCUUUUAUACAACAUUUGCACAACUUUCUGUAUUUUUGCAACAUUUGAAUAGUGUAAGAUAUUGUAUGUUAUAUACUACUAAUAAAUAUUGGGUUCAAGAGUAGGAUGUCCUACUACUACCUGAAA